Neofelis nebulosa (Clouded leopard) is the source of this 3000-nucleotide messenger RNA. It is a transcript of the gene MCM8, whose product is annotated as minichromosome maintenance 8 homologous recombination repair factor. The coding region runs from base 338 to 2869 and encodes 843 amino acids. Gene Ontology annotation, molecular function: single-stranded DNA binding; ATP binding; single-stranded DNA helicase activity. Lineage: Eukaryota; Metazoa; Chordata; Mammalia; Carnivora; Felidae. Gene Ontology annotation, cellular component: MCM complex; nucleus. Gene Ontology annotation, biological process: double-strand break repair via homologous recombination. The record is from RefSeq and is a predicted model, not a curated record. The transcript is spliced from 20 exons.
AGUUGCGUCAAAGACGCGCCAAAAAGGAACGUGGAAGGAGACUGGAGUUUAGCUUCAGUAGCUAAAGAUCCAGUGAGCCCGUGAGGCGUUGGGGAAACUGAGGUCCCACGCGGGGACGUCUGGAGAGCUGCGACUGAAGAGAAUCGCAGGUCUUGGGUAGGGGUCGCCUGAGGAGCUCGGGCCUCAGUCUUUUCUCGGCCCUGCCUAGAUUCACCCCGGGAGGAAGGGAGAGCGGGGCGGGGCACAUCUGCUGCUGUCCAGGAACCUGCCCUGCUGAGAACUGGGAGACCUUUGGGACGUCUGUCUUUGCAAGUAAGAACAUCCUGAGGAGAACUAAAUGAAGUGGGGGUGUUUAACGAAGGACAACAGGCCUACAGAAGACAUGAAUGGCGACUAUAGAGGCAGAGGAUUUGGACGAGGGAGGUUUCAAAGCUGGAAAAGAGGACGAGGUGGUGGGAGCUUCACAGGAAAAUGGAGAGAGAGAGAACACAGACCUGACCUGAAUAAAACCACGAGAAAGCAUACUUCUGAACAAACCUCACAGUCUUUGCUACUACAAUCAACAUUGGAUCAGUUCAUACCAUAUAAAGGCUGGAGGCUUUAUUUCUCUGAAGUUUACAGCAGUAGCUCUCCUUUUAUUGAGAAGAUUCAAGCAUUUGAAAAUUUUUUCACAAGGCGUAUUGAUUUAUAUGAUAAGGAUGAAAUAGAAAGAAAGGGAAGUAUUUUGGUGGAUUUUAAAGAACUGACAAAAGACGAUGAAAUGACUAAACUGGUACCAACUAUAGCAAAUGAGUUAAGGGAUACACCUGAGAAAACUUUGGCUUGCAUGGGUCUGGCAAUACAUCAGGUAUUAACUAGGGACCUUGAAAGGCAUGCAGCUGAAUUACAAGCCCAAGAAGGAUUGUCUAGGGAUGGGGAAACAAUGGUAAAUGUGCCACACAUCCAUGCAAGGGUCUAUAACUAUGAGCCCUUGACACAGCUCAAGAAUGUCCGAGCAAAUUACUAUGGAAAAUAUAUCGCUCUGCGAGGGACAGUGGUUCGUGUCAGUAACAUAAAGCCUCUGUGCACUAAGAUGGCUUUUCUUUGUGCUGCAUGUGGAGAAGUUCAGGGUUUUCCUCUUCCAGAUGGAAAAUAUAAUCUUCCCACAAAGUGUCCUGUGCCCAUAUGUCGAGGGAGGUCAUUCACUGCUCUCCGUAGCUCUCCUCUCACGGUUACGAUGGACUGGCAGUCAAUCAAAAUACAGGAGCUGAUGUCUGAUGAUCAGCGAGAAGCUGGUCGGAUUCCACGAACAAUAGAGUGUGAACUUGUUCAUGAUCUUGUGGAUAGCUGUGUCCCAGGAGACACAGUGACUAUUACUGGAGUUGUCAAAGUCUCAAAUGCUGAAGAAGGUUCUCGAAAUAAGAAUGACAAAUGCAUGUUCCUUUUGUACAUUGAAGCAAAUUCUGUUAGCAAUAGCAAAGGACAGAAAACAAAGACUUCUGAGGAUGGGUGUAAGCAUGGAGCACUGAUGGAGUUUUCACUUAAAGACCUUUAUGCCAUCCAAGAGAUUCAAGCUGAAGAAAACCUGUUUAAACUCAUUGUCAACUCACUUUGCCCUGUCAUUUUUGGUCAUGAACUUGUUAAAGCAGGCUUGGCAUUAGCACUCUUUGGAGGAAGCCAAAAGUAUGCAGAUGACAAAAACAGAAUUCCAAUUCGAGGAGAUCCACAUGUCCUUGUUGUUGGAGAUCCAGGCUUGGGAAAGAGUCAGAUGCUACAGGCAGUAUGCAAUGUUGCUCCACGUGGUGUGUAUGUUUGUGGUAAUACCACAACCACCUCUGGUUUGACUGUAACUCUUUCAAAAGAUAGUUGCUCUGGAGAUUUUGCUUUGGAAGCUGGUGCCCUUGUACUCGGUGAUCAAGGUAUUUGUGGGAUAGAUGAAUUUGAUAAGAUGGGGAAUCAACAUCAAGCCUUGUUAGAAGCUAUGGAACAACAGAGUAUUAGUCUUGCUAAGGCUGGCAUGGUUUGUAGCCUCCCUGCAAGAACUUCCAUCGUCGCUGCUGCAAAUCCAGUUGGAGGACACUACAAUAAAGCCAAAACAGUUUCUGAGAAUUUAAAAAUGGGGAGUGCCCUGCUGUCCAGAUUUGAUUUGGUCUUUAUCCUGUUAGACACCCCAAAUGAGGACCAUGAUCACUUACUCUCUGAACAUGUGAUUGCAAUAAGAGCUGGAAAGCAGAGAACUGUUAGCGGAGCCACUGUAGCUCGCAUGAAUAGUCAAGAUUCAAAUACUUCCGUACUUGAAGUGGUGUCUGAUAAACCAUUAUCAGAAAGAUUAAAGGUGGUUCCUGGAGAAAAAAUAGAUCUAAUUCCCCACCAGCUGUUGAGAAAGUACAUUGGUUAUGCUCGGCAGUAUGUCUAUCCAAGGCUGUCCACAGAAGCUGCUCAGAUUCUUCAAGAUUUUUACCUUGAGCUCCGGAAACAGAGCCAGCGGUUAAAUAGCUCACCAAUCACUACUAGGCAGCUGGAAUCUCUGAUUCGUCUAACAGAGGCACGAGCAAGGCUGGAAUUAAGAGAAGAAGCAACCAAAGAAGAUGCUGAGGAUAUAGUUGAAGUUAUGAAGUAUAGCAUGCUAGGAACUUAUUCUGAUGAAUUUGGAAACCUAGAUUUUGAGCGAUCCCAGCAUGGUUCUGGAAUGAGCAACAGGUCAACAGCAAAAAGAUUUAUUUCUGCUCUCAACAACAUUGCUGAAAGAACUUACAAUAACUUAUUUCAAUUUCAACAACUUCGGCAGAUUGCCAAAGAGCUUAACAUUCAGCAGGUGGAACGGAUUUUUGACACAUACCCCUCUGAGGUGGAUACACAGACAGUGGGUGAUUAUACCACUUGUGAAUGAGGACACAGAACUUAACCAAAGUAGGUUCCUACAAGAAUGGACCACAUAAAAACUCUUAGGUGAAGACUUGAUAGUUCACCUAUUCUAGUAACAUCAGUACUUUUGUGGGAAGGAAUGAUGGAAAGUUAGCA